UAAUUUCUAACUCGCCGCUGAUAAUUUGUUAGGGUCCAUCACUAUCUCUGCUAUCUUUCUCACUGCAACAGGGCUCUUUCUCUACGGAAACAUCUAUCACACCUCUAUCACUAUGCCGUUCUUUAAGAAAACCCUCGGGAUUUUUGGACUUGCUGCUUUGGCUUCCGCUACGAAGCAUCAACUUAUCAUCGGUUCCUUCAGCACAAACUUCCUCUACACUGCGGAGUAUGAUGACGUGGCUGAGACCCUUCAGCUCAUCGGCAAGACCCCUACCGACUCGGCUUCUUCCUGGAUCUCCUUAAGUGUAAGCAUGCCCCUUUAAUUUUCCACUGCGUACAUGUUCUAGAAGCUAAUCUUGACUAUAGCAUGACAAGAAGAACCUCUAUGGCACUGACUGGAACUCUGAAAAGCCUUCCUUUGUGAGCUUCAAUGUCAAGGAUGCUACCUCCCUAACCUUCGAGAAACGGCUGAUUCAAGACACGGACUGCGCAGGCAAGAAGAGCGUCUUCGUCGCUCCCAACCCGCGACCGCCAUAUAGUGUCUACGGAAACUUCUACUACGGCAAUGCGAAGUGCAGCGUUGUCAUGUCUGUCCACGACAACGGAACCCUCGACUCCGUGAUUCAGCAGUUCGAGUACGCCAAUGGCUCAGCUCCCCACGGCGUCUCGUUCAGCUCUGAUUCCGCUUUCCUGUACACCGCUGACGACGGCGGCAACUCACUCUGGGUCCAUGACAUCAACCAAACCGACGGCACGGUUACGUCCCAGAUGCACCUGGAUAUGUCCUCCUCCUGGGCGCAUGCUGAUCCCCGGCACAUUGUCACUCAUCCAAAGGGCGACUACGUUUACGUCGUUCUCGAGGGCACCAGCGAAGUUGCGCAGGCUCUGACCAGCACUCUGGGCAAGCUGUAUCUGCUGACGGAAUCGUACUCCCUCCUCAAGCCCGGCGACAACGCGACCGACUUCUGGGCCGACGAGGUUGCGCUCUCGGCCAACAACAAGUACCUGUGGGCGAGCAACCGCGCGCGCCACGCCGACCGCAAGGGCUACAUCUCCGCCAUCGAGGUCAAGGAGAGCGGCCAGCUGGGCCAGCAGUACUUCCUCACGGAGACGAGCUCGAGCGGUGGAUACGCGAAUGCGGUUUCCCCCAGCCCGUUCGACGACAACAUCGUGGCGAUCACGGAUAACUCCACGGGCUUCGUCGAAAUGUGGAAGAUGGCUGAUGAUAAGUCGGGCGCGUCGAUGAUCGCACACUUGGAUAUCAAUGAUGGGAGUGGGUGCUGUGCCAACGCCGUUUGGUAUUAGUCAAGUUGAUGAUAUUGGCACUUUAGAUGGCAUUUACUGAGUAUACCCCCUGAGUCUUUUCGAAUCUAACAAUGUGACUGCAACACCAUCUUAACAGUCAAUCGCGCUAACAUUGUCAAUUUUGACUUUCUUAUAAACCUAGGUAAUUCAAGGAGGUUGAUACACUUUCUUUCGCUCGAGCUCGGUGUAUGAAAAUCCGCCUUUGUGUGUGCCAUUUUGAUUACCUGCGUACUUGCUUGUCAGGUGUCAGGUGGUUUGCCAUUUUCCCCCCUCCCCUAACUGAACCUCGUUAUUAUCUAAGGAAUGAUGACUGCGAGGUACCUAAUAACUUAAAUUUUGAGAGAAUCGUCCCGAAGAACUGGAAUUCUAAUAAUAAUAACCCGGCUUUGAAAUCUAACCAGACUUGUUGCAG
Messenger RNA from Hypoxylon fragiforme, 1716 nucleotides. RefSeq lists its product as uncharacterized. The record is from RefSeq and is a predicted model, not a curated record. Bases 585 to 1304 code for a protein of 239 amino acids. NCBI's taxonomy places the organism in Eukaryota, Fungi, Ascomycota, Sordariomycetes, Xylariales, Hypoxylaceae. The transcript has 2 exons. Gene Ontology annotation, molecular function: protein binding; 6-phosphogluconolactonase activity.